Molecule: messenger RNA, 1653 nt
Organism: Mycotypha africana
Lineage: Eukaryota; Fungi; Mucoromycota; Mucoromycetes; Mucorales; Mycotyphaceae
Product: kinase-like domain-containing protein
Exons: 14
Coding region: 1-1653 (550 amino acids)
Biological process (GO): protein phosphorylation; intracellular signal transduction
Cellular component (GO): cytoplasm
Molecular function (GO): ATP binding; protein serine/threonine kinase activity
Source: RefSeq, a predicted model, not a curated record
AUGAGUAAUAUCAACAGUAAUAGGCUGACAAUCGGUCAGUAUAACAUUAUAAGCACGAUUGGCACUGGGUCAUUCGGCAAAGUCAAAUUGGCAGUUCAUGCUAUUACUGGUCAAAAAGUAGCGUUGAAGAUUAUCAAUAGAAAGAAAAUUGCCAGUAUGGAUAUGGGAGGCCGAGUAAAGAGAGAAAUACAAUACUUGAAGCUGCUUCGACAUCCACAUAUUAUUAAAUUAUACGAAGUCAUCACUACCUCAACUGACAUUAUCAUGGUCAUCGAAUAUGCCAGUAAAGAAUUAUUCAACUAUAUUGUUGAAAAAGGAAGAAUGAACGAGGACGAUGCACGCCGAUUUUUUCAACAGAUUAUUUGUGCUGUUGAAUAUUGCCAUAGACAUAAAAUUGUACACAGAGAUUUGAAACCAGAAAAUCUCUUAUUAGAUGCAAACAAUAACGUUAAAAUUGCAGAUUUUGGUUUGUCCAAUAUUAUGACAGAUGGUGAUUUCUUGAAAACUAGUUGUGGCAGUCCCAAUUAUGCAGCUCCAGAAGUUAUUUCAGGAAAACUUUAUGCAGGACCAGAAGUAGAUGUUUGGAGUUGUGGCGUUAUAUUAUACGUCAUGUUAUGUGGAAGAUUGCCUUUUGAUGAUGAAUAUAUACCAACCCUAUUUAAGAAAAUCAAUGGCGGUAUCUAUACUAUGCCAUCGUACCUAAGCCCUGAAACAAAGGCCCUAUUGACAUCAAUGCUUGUGGUUGAUCCUUUAAAACGUAUAACAAUACAAGAGAUUCGGUAUAAAAUGGGAUACUCAACCCAAGUCAUUCAGAAAGCUCUGAAAGAACCAGAUAACAACCAAUUUAAGGUUGCUUAUCAACUUGUUUUAGACCAUAAAAGAUUAUUACAAGAUUCCGAAAACAAUCAUAUUCAAAGUUUUUUCGCAACAUCCCCACCGCCUUGGAAUACCUCUUUGGAAGAUAGAUUCGCCAAGAAACCCUCAAAGUCUGCAACAGGACAGUAUGAAGAGGAAGAUGAUCAGCAUAUGGAUGUGGAAUCAUCAAUUGCUGUACUAAGCUCAAGUUUGCCUAAAUCAGACUCCACACCUCCUGAAGUGAGGGAAAGAUCUAUUUCAAAUCCUGGCGUUGGUAGAGAUAGAAUUUCCGGUGUAUCUGCUCCCUCACCUACGAAUGCGAGUGCACAAGGUACUGGUGCUAUACUACCACGUCCUUCGGGACACAACCAUAAGCCACCCACAUCCUCGCCCAACACACCAUCGCACCAACCGCACAAAACGAAGUCAAGAUGGCAUUUUGGUAUCCGCAGUCGAUGUCCAGCUUGGGAAGUCAUGCUAGAGAUAUUUCGCUCACUUCAAAAUGUCGGCAUGGAAUGGAGGACGUUAGAUCCAUAUCAUUUACGCUGUCGAUAUAGAUAUCGAGACAUAGGACUGGUGGUCAAAUUCGACCUCCAACUUUAUCGUUUGGAAAAUAACAGCUACUUGGUUGACUUUAAAAAUGCUGGUACGCAAAAAAUAAAGACAAAGAAGGGCGCCAAUCCCCCGUCUGAUAAAGCAAGAUGGCCAGUGAAAGAUUGCUCGACCAACGUUGAGCAUAUACAAAGUGUCUAUCCAUUCUUAGAUGUCUGUAGUAAAUUGAUCACGGACAUUGUUUAA